GAUCAGGAUGGGCCAGUUGCCGACUGGAGAGGGAUGGGAGGAGAUACCAUAGGGUUUGGGGGGCUUGGCACAGCGGCCCUGGCCUCUGCACUGUGAUAGCUCCAAGCCAGAUGGUGCAAGGCAGCUGCUGGGCUGCGGGGAAGAGGGGCUGCACUUCCUGAGCUGGUGCAGCGGCAGAGUGGAUAAGGACCAGGACCCCGAGCCCGCCUGGCCCUCCAAGGCGGGGGGACACCGGCUGCACCCAGGCUGUGACCUCAGCUGACUCCGAUGAUCCACAUGGGAUGCAGGGUCUAAUUUUAGCCCCAGCCACAGGGGCCACAGCCCAGGAGUGUCUGCCAGCGGGCACAGGGGCAGCCAGGGCUGCUCAGGCAAGGGGAGGAGUGGGAAGACCAGCCCAGCUCCCUCCAGCCUGUCCCUGGCCAAGCCGCCUCCUGUGUGAGCUCUGACUGGUCCCCAUGGCCUGGCAGACAGCCCUCCUCUCAGUUGAGGGCAAGGUCAAGGGGUGCAGCCAGGAGGGCAGGGGGACACGGCCCUGCAUUCUGGACAGGGGUUGCGUCAGCCAGAGCAGUGCCCAGGGGCAGGGGUCCCUGCUGGGAGGGAAAAGGCUGGCUUGGUUGUCCAAAGGCCGAGAAGGCAGAGUCCUGAGAGCAGGGGGGCCAGGCCAGCAAGCUGUGUCCCACCUGGCCUCCUCCUGCCUGGCUGGUGACUCACUAUCUGACCUUAGACAGGUGGCCUGGUCUCGAUGGGCCUCAGUCUUCCCAUCUGUACAAUGACGGCGCAGGACUAGCAGGUCGGUCUCAGCUCUGGUCUCCCGCCCCAGGCCCUGCUCUUCCUGCUUGCUGGCAGAGGCCUCCCAGCUUCCCUAGCCCUGACUGUGGGUAGCCACAUGCAGUCGUGGAGGAGAAGAAAGUCCCUGUGGCUGGCACUGUCAGCCUCCUGGCUCCUGCUUGUCCUGCUGGGAGGCUUCUCCCUUCUCCGCCUGGCAUUGCCUCCCAGACCUCAGCCCGGGGCUUCCCAAGGCUGGCCCCGCUGGCUGGACGCAGAGCUCCUGCAGAGCUUCUCCCAGCCUGGAGAGCUCCCAGAAGAUGCCGUUUCACCUCCUCAAGCCCCUCAUGGUGGCAGCUGCAACUGGGAAGCCUGCUUUGAUACCUCAAAGUGCAGGGGCGAUGGCCUUAAGGUAUUCGUGUACCCAGCGGUUGGACCCAUCUCUGAGACUCAUCGCAGGAUCCUGGCUUCCAUUGAGGGCUCUCGCUUCUACACAUUCAGCCCUGCUGGGGCCUGCCUCCUCCUCCUCCUCAGCCUGGACGCCCAGACUGGAGAGUGCAGCUCAAUGCCUCUGCAAUGGAACAGGGGCAGGAACCAUCUGGUCCUCCGUCUCCGCCCAGCUCCCUGCCCCAGGACCUUCCAGCUGGGACAGGCUAUGGUGGCUGAGGCCAGCCCCACGGUGGACUCCUUCCGGCCCGGCUUUGAUGUGGCCCUCCCUUUUCUCCCUGAAGCCCACCCGCUGCGAGGUGGGGCUCCUGGCCAGCUGCGGCAACACAGCCCCCAGCCCGGGGUAGCCCUGCUAGCCCUGGAAGAGGAGAGGGGUGGGUGGCGCACAGCAGACACCGGCUCCUCUGCCUGCCCCUGGGAUGGGCGCUGUGAGCAAGACCCUGGACCUGGGCAGACCCAGCGCCAGGAGACGCUGCCCAAUGCCACCUUCUGCCUCAUCUCUGGCCACCGUCCCGAGGCUGCCUCACGCUUCCUCCAAGCCCUGCAGGCCGGCUGCAUCCCAGUGCUUCUCAGCCCCCGCUGGGAGCUGCCCUUCUCCGAGGUCAUCGACUGGACCAAGGCAGCCAUCGUAGCUGAUGAGAGGCUCCCGCUUCAGGUCCUGGCUGCCCUCCAGGAGAUGUCCCCUGCACGGGUCCUCGCCCUGCGUCAGCAGACCCAGUUUCUAUGGGAUGCCUACUUCUCCUCAGUGGAGAAGGUCAUCCAUACCACUCUGGAGGUUAUUCAGGACCGGAUUUUUGGAACAUCAGCUCACCCCUCACUGCUGUGGAACAGCCCCCCAGGGGCACUCCUGGCCCUGUCUACUUUUUCCACAAGCCCCCAGGACUUCCCUUUCUACUACCUGCAACAGGGCUCCUGCCCUGAGGGCAGAUUCAGCGCCCUGAUCUGGGUGGGGCCCCCAGGCCAGCCCCCUCUGAAGCUCAUCCAGGCGGUGGCAGGCUCCCAGCACUGUGCCCAGAUCUUGGUUCUCUGGAGCAAUGAGAGGCCACUCCCAUCCAGGUGGCCGGAGACAGCUGUGCCCUUGACAGUCAUUGAUGGGCACAGGAAGGUUAGUGAUCGCUUCUACCCAUAUAGCACCAUCAGAACAGAUGCCAUCCUCAGCCUCGAUGCCCGCAGCAGUCUUUCCACAAGUGAGGUGGACUUUGCCUUUCUGGUGUGGCAGAGCUUCCCAGAGCGGAUGGUGGGCUUCCUGACGUCGAGCCAUUUCUGGGACGAGGCCCAUGGUGGCUGGGGCUACACUGCUGAGAGGACCAACGAAUUCUCCAUGGUUCUCACCACAGCCGCCUUCUACCAUAGGUAUUACCACACUCUCUUCACCCACUCCCUGCCCAAGGCUCUGAGGACCCUGGCAGAUGAGGCACCCACCUGUGUGGACGUCCUGAUGAAUUUCAUAGUAGCAGCAGUCACCAAGCUGCCCCCUAUCAAGGUGCCCUAUGGCAAGCAGCGCCAGGAGGCUGCUCCACUGGCGCCUGGGGUCCCGGGGCCCAGGCCAAAGCCGCCUGCCCCAGCCCCCGACUGCAUCAACCAGAUAGCGGCAGCGUUCGGCCACAUGCCCUUGCUGUCCUCUCGUCUGCGUCUGGACCCGGUGCUGUUUAAGGACCCGGUGUCUGUGCAGCGCAAGAAGUACCGCAGCCUGGAGAAGCCCUAGGGGGGGCGACCCGUGGAGACCCCAGCAGAGGUCGCAGCCCAGCUCCCAGGGGGCCCGGCGCCUGCCGGCGGGCUCCGCUCUUGGGACACCGGAGAACCUAUCAUGGCAGCCAGCGGGCCCACACGUCGGACCCCGGUUGGCCAAUCACAACAGGGGGACGUGGCCCUACCUCCUCCUGCCCGCCCUCAGCCGCGGAGCCUCUGCGGAGGCUGAGCCCCGCGACCAGAGCGCUGCUCUCCGCUUCUCCACCCAGCUAACUUCUGCUUGUCUUUCAGAGCAUUGUCUCCUCCAGGGACUUGCCUGGCCCUCCUCCCCCUCUGCCCCCGAUGGGUUCGGUCUCCUUUGCGCUUUCGCAGCCCAGUGUUUGCCGCGGUUCCCGCACGGUCAGGCCCGAGGACUGGCUUGCGAGCCCCGGGGGGCGGGUCGUGUCGUGUCCUUUUCUCUCUGGCUAGGCAGGUGUGCCGCAAAUAUUUGACGAAUAGACGGAUGGCAGACAUUAACUGCGUGCCUGGCCCUAUGAGGGCGGCGGCGGGACAGGGUGAGCGGAGAGACAGAACUGUCCCCGCCCCACCCCGCCACCCAUUCCUAGGGUUCCUAGUCCCGGGAAGGCAACUACCCAAAGAGGCCUGGGUUGUCAGGCUCAAUCCUUGAGCCUCAACCAAGGAGCAGAGGGGUGCGGGUAAACGAGGAGUGGGGCGAGGAAAGCGGGAUGGGAACAAGUGGUCUGUCCCCGCACGGCCCGCGGCUCAGCCUUGGCCGUCUGCCCUGCACUACCAAGGCCGACCACUAGAGGUCAGCGUCGCGCCGCACUCUUCACCCGCAUGUCCAGAGGGCGGCCGGGAUGUGGAGGGUGAGCGCUGUGGGCAGCUCGGGGGCUGAAAGCUGGGAAGAGAAAUCUGAAGAACAGCCCCAUCUCUUUCGCCUGCACACUUGGAACUCAGCAAGAAGGGACUGUUUUUAGGUGGGCUGGGCGCAAGCAGGGACUGUUCCGAGCGGUAUAGGUGAGAAUGGAGUUGGGGGGGCGGACACUAAGUCCUCCGGGGUUCACCCACCUGGAGCUGGAAUUAUCACUUCCGAAAUAAAGCGCGUGUCCUUGCCCCCUCA
Messenger RNA from Pan troglodytes (chimpanzee), 4021 nucleotides. It is a transcript of the gene EXTL1, whose product is annotated as exostosin like glycosyltransferase 1. The record is from RefSeq and is a predicted model, not a curated record. Lineage: Eukaryota; Metazoa; Chordata; Mammalia; Primates; Hominidae. Gene Ontology annotation, molecular function: glycosyltransferase activity. The transcript has 11 exons. Bases 887 to 2917 code for a protein of 676 amino acids. Gene Ontology annotation, cellular component: membrane.